AUGGACAUUGAUUUAACCAAUUCUUCAUUGAAUGGGAGUGAGGAAGUUAAAGAGGCGGAAAACAAUCCGUCAUUAAAUGAGAUUGGUGAAGUUGACGAACCUAAGAAGGGCAUGUGUUUUAGCUCAAAGCAAGAAGUAUAUCCGUUUUAUGCAAAAUAUGCGAAGCAUCUCGGAUUUGUUGUAGCUUAUAGAACACAGAAUAUUGGACAAGAUGGGGAAAGAAGACUAGAAAUAAACGAUGAAGGAGGGAUAGGGCUGGCUAGGAAUUUUCAUUCUAUAGUUGUUGAAGCAGGGGUGUAUGAGGCAUUAACAUUUGAUGAACAAGAUGCAAGGAAUCACAUUCAAAGUAUGAGAAGAUUGAGGCUUGGGAUAAGAGAUGCUGAAUCAGUUGCACUUUAUUUUCAUAGGAUGCAACAACAAAAUUUGAACUUCUAUUAUGCAAUUGACCUCGAUGAAGAUGGUUUCAUAGAAUGGUUAAGUUGCAUGUCUGACGUUCCUCCAAAAGCUAUAAUAACAGACCAGUGCAAAGCUAUGCAAAAUGCCAUUGAAGUUGUCUUUCCAGAAGCUCGACAUCUUUAUGACUGUUUUACAAAACAUGAAUUUGAUGAAGAAUGGCAAGCGAUGAUUGCAAAGUUCAAGCUAGAUGAUAAUGAUUGGUUGGGGUAUGAUAAUGCCUUGAGAAGUAACGUUGAGAAAGAGAUGAAAGAAGACUUGAAAUCUCGAAACAAAUUGUAUGAUUUCUUAACGGUAUAUGAGUUUGAGAAGCAAUUUCAUGCAGCCUACACGAAUGCAAAAUUUAAAGAAGUGCAAGUAGAAUUGAAACGACUAUUGUAUUGUCGUGCGAAUCUUGUCAAAGAGGAGGGAGCAAUUUGUACUUAUCAUGUGAAGGAGGCUGUUCUUGUGGGUGAGAAAAUGAAGACUGUGGAAUUUGUUGUGUACUUUAAUGCAACUGAAUGUGAAUUGCAUUGUAUGUGUCAGUGGUUUGAGUUUAGGGGCAUUAUGUGUGCCCAUGCAAUUACUGCGCUACUUGAGAGGUGUAUAUAUCAGGUGCCACAUAAAUACAUUGUAUCAAGAUGGAGUAAAGAUAUCGAAAGAGGGUACACAUACAUUCCAACCACAUACACUAAAGCUGGGGUUGUUCUUAAUGCAAAGUUGCAUGACAAAUACCACAAGAUAUUGGAUGAAAUCAUAGAAAUUGCUGCCAACGAUGAUGGUAACACGAAGUGCUUGAUCUUGGGUUGA
Camellia sinensis is the source of this 1242-nucleotide messenger RNA. NCBI's taxonomy places the organism in Eukaryota, Viridiplantae, Streptophyta, Magnoliopsida, Ericales, Theaceae. The record is from RefSeq and is a predicted model, not a curated record.